Lactuca saligna is the source of this 636-nucleotide messenger RNA. NCBI's taxonomy places the organism in Eukaryota, Viridiplantae, Streptophyta, Magnoliopsida, Asterales, Asteraceae. The record is from the annotation of a GenBank genome assembly.
AUGUCACCACAACUUCUUCAUAUGGAUAUCAACAAACACGUGUUCAAUCUACUUCCAAUAUCUAUAUCGAUACUCCAUUAUCACACAACGCCAAAGACAAACGAAAAGAAAGGAAAAAUUAUUUGGAUAAAAGAAAAUCCAAUCACAUAUCCACCAUGCCAAUUCGGUAAUAAUGGUCGUCAUCAAGAACGUUUUGAAGACGCUUCUAAUUUUACUACAAGAACUCCGUUGUCCAACAUUACCAAUGUCAACGGAGAAUGUUCAGUCUUGUGUCGUGACAUGAGACCUAUGACUUCAUCUUCAAUCACUCGAGACUAUUCCAACAAUUUAUUGCGCAAAAAUAUAAAUAAAAAAAGGAAGUUUCUAAAUACUACUCACAUACCCAUUUUCGACCUAACGUCAGAAGAAGAGUUUCGUGAUCAACAAAUCCAUAAACUAACUUUAACUUCAGGUGCCACAAAAGAUUACUUGGACCAUGGUGAUCAGACUUUUGUGUGUACGAUGUGUCAUGCACAGUUAUGGAGGGAUGAAGCACAAAAAAGCGUUAUUGGGUCGGGUCCAAGCAGUUGUUUAUACUGUGGAGUUUCAAAAGCGCGGUCUGCCUCAUGCACAUAUAUGUUUAUUCAUGCAUUCUGA